Molecule: messenger RNA, 2873 nt
Organism: Hydractinia symbiolongicarpus
Lineage: Eukaryota; Metazoa; Cnidaria; Hydrozoa; Anthoathecata; Hydractiniidae
Product: mucin-2-like
Exons: 5
Coding region: 594-2687 (697 amino acids)
Source: RefSeq, a predicted model, not a curated record
GACAUCCGAACAGCGAUGCCGUAGAAUGGGUUAGUAUAUUAAAAAACUGCAAAGUAACAUUUUGAAAUGUUGUUUCGUAACAGCGAUAGUCUACAAUAUAGUAUUAAGCUCGAUUUAUGCUUUUGACCUACGACAAUAUUUCUCAUAAAGAAGACAAAACUAGACAUAUAUUCUUCAUUAUAUCAUACUAGGUGAAAAAAAUCUAAUAAGAAAAUAUGAAUUUUAAUAACACUAAUAAAUAUUUGAGAAGAUUUUGUAAACAAUUACGUAUAUGAAAUGUUGCUAACAAAGUAUUUUUAACGAUAUGAGAAAUGGAAUGCUAGAAACAGAGAGGUGAUAAUAUAACUUUAAAACCGUGUCAAUAACGUAACACAAAAAUAACAUUAUGUUUAUACUGAGAAAAGAUUAGUUCAUAUGAAGUGCGUGUAUUGAGGUUAAAAUUCUACCAUCUUGUAAAAUCAACAAAGCCUUUCUUGUUUAUUAUUUUUUGAAUUUUUGAUACGCCAAAGUUUAUUCAGAGUUCUCUUCUCAAAUACAACUAAAGUUACAAGAGAAUUUCUUUCAACGACGCAACAUAAAGAAAAUUAGAAAACAUGGUCACCAAACUAUUUCUGUUUUGUUUACUCAUCGCGGAGAUACGAUGUCUUGAUGAACAUUUAGAAUGUUUGCAACGUCUCCUAGAUACAGAAGUAAACGAUGAUGACACUUUCAACACACCAGCACAAGAUCAAGAAGAGUAUGAAAGAUUACUAAACGUAUUAACAAGAGCUGGACAGGAUCCAACAAAUGAUGAAUCUGAACUCGUUCAAAAGUAUUGUCAGCACCACUCCGUGAAGAGAAGGGCGAUAAUGUACGACAAUGAAACUUCGAACAAGAACGAAACGAUUGCAUCGAGUUCAAUAUGGUCAUUAGCAUUAACGACUCAACUCAGUACACUUUCUGUAAAUUCCUCAGGUUCAUUUACAAAACCUCUAAUGUCACCAACAACUCAUACAACAAAUUAUCACAGUUCCUUAAAUACAGGUCAAACGAAAAAAAUGUCGACUGUAAUAAGUGUCCCCAAUACGUUCACAUUACGUAUUACCCAAAAUUCAACUUCAACUUUAACUUCAAUAGUGGAAAAAGCAACCAGUCUAAUAAUUACUCAAACAAUACCUUCUGCAACAUCAUCCACUAAUCCAACAAAAUCUAAUACCGCGACGUUCAAAUUGUCGCCGACUUCAGCAACGAAAAGCAAAACAGCAAACACUACCUUCCCUACCGCUACCUUUCCUUCUGUAUCAAUAACAACAACAUUGGUAAAUUCUGCCUCUAAAACGUUAAAACCAUCUAUCUCUUCUGUAUCAGCAACAAAAUCACUUCCUUAUCGGACAAACACAAAAAUACCUUCAUCAACGAAAGAUACUGCAACAAUGGUGUUAUCUGAAAUAAAAUCACAGACUUCAUCUUUUACCUCUAUUUAUUUACACACCAUUUCUACAACUUCUGUGAAAACUAUGGUUACAUUAUCUAGCUCGUUUAAUGUUUUGUCAAGCAAAACAUCCUCUCUUAUACCUUCAUCAACGAAAGAAAGUUCAACAAUGUUGGUAUCCACAUCGGAAAUAGGUCCACAGACAAGUAAAACUUCAUCUUUUACAUCUAUUGGUUUGCACAAGACUACAUCUACAAUUUCUGUAAAAACGAUGGUUACACCAUCUAGCUCGUUUAAUGUUCUGUCAAGCAAAACCUCCUCUCUUUCUCCCCAUGUUUCUAAAUCGUCAGAACUUAUAACCUUGAUCACUUUUAGCCCAACUCUUAUAUCUACAGUUAGUACAAGUGUGUUCACGGCACUAAGUACACAAAUAAAGGCGAGUCCUUCCUCAGUACCGAGUUCGUCAUCCAUCGGCAUCCAAAGGAAACACAAUGGCCAAUCUACAUUCGAAGGAGGAAACUGUAGUAUACUUCUGUCAAAUACAACUUUGCAAAAGUUAUUUCUAGAUAAACAUACUGAGUUUCUCGCCAACACACUUGAAAUUGAUAAAUCUGUUAUAUCCUACCCAGAGAAUCCGAUUUCGUGUGGCUCCAUCAUUGUGAAGUACACCAUUAAAUCGUCCCUCUCAGAUGAACAAAUAGUGACAAAAUUGAACAACUCGAUAAAAGCAGAUGGUGGAAAUUUCACUGUAAAUGGUACUACCUUCCAAGCUAAAUCGUUCAAAUCGAUCACAGUUCCUCCAGCUACAGUAUCGACAAUAACAUCGACGACAACCAGAAUUAUUACUGCCACUCCGACAACAGACCUUCCAUCCACUCCAACUACAACUACAACAGCAGAGCCUAAAAAGAAAAGUCUUUUGAUUUUAUAUGUCACUAUAUUUAGUGUCGUUGGGUUCGUUAUCAUCGUCAUAAUUGCUGUUAUUAUCGUCGGUUGCCGGCGGAACGAAACAACCGGCAAGUUUAAAUUAUCAUCAGAUUUGGAUUAUGAGCUCGGAAAUUUUCAAUCCCUUCCACGUGCCAAGAUUGUUAAUAUGUAUGGUGAUGAGCCAGUACUUAAAAAUGCUGCAGAACCAAACGGGAAAGUUCACAAUGAGUACAGUUUUGGUGACGACAUGCUAGCCUGGGAUCUACCACCUAUUGAAAGUCCAGAUGCCAAGAAUAAGUCAAAAGAAAACGGGCACGGUAUUGUUAACACUGCAUUAGAUGAGGACUAAUCAACAACGAUUUACUGACUAAUUUUAUAGUAACCUAAAUGUCAUAAUCCGAUAGAUUUAAAUUUUUAAAACGACAAAAAUUCACAUGCAGUGAAAAUUACACGGAAACAGUAAUGCAAAACUAAACUAUUUUUAAGUAUAUAUUAAUUAGAUAAACGAGAAUAAAACUUCUUGUGUACAGAGAAA